Ricinus communis (castor bean) is the source of this 4341-nucleotide messenger RNA. RefSeq names its product homeobox-DDT domain protein RLT3. Bases 222 to 3611 code for a protein of 1129 amino acids. Gene Ontology annotation, molecular function: DNA-binding transcription factor activity, RNA polymerase II-specific; RNA polymerase II cis-regulatory region sequence-specific DNA binding. Gene Ontology annotation, biological process: regulation of transcription by RNA polymerase II. The record is from RefSeq and is a predicted model, not a curated record. Gene Ontology annotation, cellular component: nucleus; transcription regulator complex. Lineage: Eukaryota; Viridiplantae; Streptophyta; Magnoliopsida; Malpighiales; Euphorbiaceae. The transcript has 18 exons.
GAUGAUAAAACCCAAAACCCUACAAAAACAUUUUGGUAAAAUCUCUCUACUGAGAACUAACUCCUUCUUCUUCUUCUUCCAGCUGAAACCUCUAUCAGUCUCUCUUUCUCUCUGUGUUUUUUUUACCAUCUUCUCUCAUUUCCAUAAUCAUCUCUAAAGUUAUGGAGAUUCCAGUUUAAAUAACUCAAAUACGGCUGUUAAGUUGACUGAUUGAUUGAGAAAUGGAAAUGAAGAGAAAAUCGCCACUUCAGCUUCAAGCCCUUGAGAAAUUCUAUGCUGAGCAGAAGUAUCCUUCGCAAAUGGUUAUGGAAGAACUUGCUGGGGUCUUGGACUUAACAUUCAAGCAGGUUCAGGGAUGGUUUAUAGAAAGGAGGAGGAGGGAUAAAAGUAAAGAUAUACCACCCAGUUUGAACAAGGAACACUCUGUUAUUAAAGGAAGAAACUGUCUGGGAGUUGCGGCUGCUACUAGAAUGAUUAGUAAGACUAAGAGGAAGAAGAAGAAAUUGAUUCCUUCUCAGGAUUUGUUGACGCCAGAUUAUGUUCUAUGUAAGAUUUUCCGUAAAGAUGGUCCGCCCCUUGGUGUCGAGUUUGAUUCACUUCCUUCUAAGGCAUUUCUCAAUUCUAUAGAUUCCAGAAAUUCUAAUCUUGCUAGCCAAGAGAACCAAAGAGCAAACAGAAAAAGAAAGGUAUCCAAGCAGGACACUUCAACUUGUCAGGAUUACAAUAACAGUGAUCCAGCAAUGAAACAUGGUAUAGGGAAAGGUUUGAUGACAGUAUGGAGGGCGACAAAUCCAACGGCUGGACAUUUUCCUCCGCGAAUCCCAUUCUCUCAGAAAGAAAUAGUACCUCAAGUACCUACUCCUACACCACGAAAGUCACUGUGUCGGAAAAAAAAACAGCAACUGGUUUCUAUAAUGAAACAGAAAAGAUUGGAAAAUAAAACUCAUCAUAAGAGGAAACCUUCUGUCAAACAAAGAGUGGUGGAAUCUCAAAGAGAUGAGUUCCAGAAGCUUCCCCUCAAGGAAAGAUGUGAACUGGCUUUGGAAGGAGUGAUAUCUCAGGAGCGCAUCAAUCAAUUUGCAAUGCUAGCUGAUGAUGAAGAGCUGGAGCUGAGAGAGUUACAGGCAGGACCAAAUCCACUUUCAUGUUCUGAUAAUUGUGCAAUCAACAAGUUGUAUGGCUGUUCACUUUGCAAAGAUUUGCUGCCUAAAUUUCCUCCAAAUUGUGUUAAGAUGAAGCAACCAUUUGCCAAGCAGCCUUGGGAUUCCUCAGCAGACACUGUUAAGAAACUAUUUAAGGUUUUCCAUUUUCUUUGCACUUACUCUGUUGCUAUUGAUAUUUGCCCCUUCACUCUUGAUGAUUUUGCUCAAGCAUUCCAUGACAAGGAUUCUUUGUUACUUGGGAAAAUUCAUGUCGCCCUACUGAAGCUUCUCCUAUCUGAUGUCGAAACAGAGAUUAGUAGUCGAUAUCUGCCUCAUUCAAGUGUAUCUUGCAAAUUUCUUGCACUUCUUCAUUCGGUUGAAGAUCAAGAAUUUCUCAUGGAGUUUUGGAAAAAGUCUCUUAACCCUCUUACAUGGAUAGAAAUACUGCAUCAAAUCUUAGUUGCAGCUGGUUUUGGUUCAAGGCAAGGUGCAUUUCGUAAGGAGUCUCUUAGCAAGGAGAUGAAUCUCAUGAUGAAGUAUGGCCUACGUGUUGGAACUUUGAAAGGUGAACUGUUUACACUUUUAUCAGAGAGAGGAAAUAAUGGACUGAAAAUUCCUGAGCUUGCAAAGUCUUUGCAGAUUGCUGAAUUAAAUCUUACGAAUACGACUGAGGAACUGGAACUUCUAAUAAGUUCUACUCUUUCAAGUGACAUUACUUUAUUUGAAAAGAUCUCACCAUCUGCUUAUCGUCUGCGUAUUAGUACUCUUUCAAAGGAAGCUGAUGAUUUUCAAUCUGAUACUGAGGACUCUGGAAGUGUUCAUGAUGACUUCAAUGAUAGUGGAACGUGCAGCAGCAGUGACUCUGAGUGUGAAUUAGAGAAUCCCAACUCAAGAAAAUCUAAGCGGAGUAACUCUCAUAAAAAUAAAAGCCACAUGCUGACAGUUUACAAUGAAAUUGAUGAGAGCCAUCCAGGAGAAGUAUGGUUGUUAGGACUCGUGGAAGGUGAGUAUGCAGAUUUAUGCAUUGAAGAAAAGUUGAAUGCUUUAGUGGCUUUGAUUGAUCUACUCAGCGCUGGAUCCAGUAUUAGAAUGGAGGAUUCAACAAGACCCACUACGGAGUCUGUUCCUAACACGCUUCAUUAUGGUUCUGGAGCAAAAAUUAAAAGAUCAUCAUCAAAGCAACAUAAUUUGCCCAGGCCAUCGUGGAUCCAUGUUGGACAAAUCAAUAAUGCAACAGAACUACACACAUCUUCGACAUCUCGCCCAAUUGAUUCUUCAGUGUCAAUCCUAAAGUUUAAUGAAAGGGAAAAAUCCUCCAGCAAAGGGAAUGACACACAAGAGACAGAACUUGGGGUCAAUUUGCAUCCAAUGCAAUCCAUCUUUUUGGGUUCUGAUCGUAGGUACAAUAGGUAUUGGCUUUUCUUGGGCCCUUGUAAUUCACAUGACCCUGGACAUAAAAGGGUUUAUUUUGAAUCUUCUGAGGAUGGCCACUGGGAGGUGAUUGAUACUGCAGAGGCUUUGCGUGCCUUGUUAUCAGUUUUGGAUGACAGAGGAACACGGGAGGCUCUUCUUAUUGAGUCUUUGGAAAAGCGGGAAGGGUUUCUCUGCCUGGAGAUGUCAAGUAGCAUUGCAAAUGAUUCUGAAAAUAGGCAUUUGACACUGCCAGACCAUUCUGAACUGGAAAUAGUUAGAGAAGACAGCACUUCUCCAGUUUCUGAUGUAGACAACAACCUAAGCCUGAAUGAGGUCACAAAUGAUUCUUCCCCUCUGUGUGGUGCAAUAAUUCUUGCUGCAGGGAAGAAAGAGGAAGAUGAAAACCAGAAGUGGUGCCGCCUUCAAGAGUUUGAUGCAUGGAUAUGGAAUUACUUUUACUGUGAUCUUAAUUCUGUGAAACGUAGUAAAAGAUCUUAUUUUGAAUCGCUUGCCCGAUGUGAGACUUGUCAUGAUUUGUACUGGAGAGAUGAGAAGCACUGUAGGUUUUGCCAUACAACAUUUGAACUUGAUUUUGAUCUUGAAGAAAGAUAUGCUAUUCAUUCAGCGACAUGUAGACAUAAAGGAGACCAUGAAAUGCUCCGAAAACAUAAAGUUCUGUCAUCACAGUUGCAAGCACUGAAAGCUGCUGUUCAUGCAAUUGAGUCAGCUAUGCCGGAAGAUGCGUUACGGGGUGCUUGGACAAAGUCUGCUCAUAGGUUGUGGGUCAAGCGGCUCAGGCGCACCUCAUCUGUGGCAGAGCUUUUGCAGGUUGUUGCUGAUUUUGUUGCUGCAAUUAAUGAGAACUGGUUAUGCCAAAACAGUGCCCAAGAUUCCAAUAACUAUCUGGAAGAAAUUAUUGCAUGCUUUCCAACAAUGCCUCAGACAUCAUCUGCAUUGGCUCUGUGGUUGGUGAAGUUAGAUGACUUAAUUUGUCCAUAUCUGGAAAGGGUUCAAUGUGAGAACAACCAGGGUACCAGAACUAAAUGUACAGGAUGAUGUACUGCAUUUCAGGUGAGCAUCUGUCUGCACAGUAGAUCCAAAGAAUGGUUGGAGCUCAUGCACGUUGCUCUUGAUAUUUGCAUAUGGAGAGUAUAAAUGGGUGCUUCUCUGUUGUAUUUGUCCACGUUGCAACCUUCACCACCUUUUUGUUUUGAGGAUGAUUUUCAGGGUUGAACGGAGAAGAGGAAGAAGGCAAUACAGCAGAAAAGUUUGUAUAGAGCAGAGCUUUGUUUAUUUCCAAUUUUUUUUACUGUUGCUGUACUAAGGCAAUGGAGUGAUUAUAUGUUUGUACAGCAUUUAAUAGACGUCAAUUUUCAGGAAGAGAUUUAGUUUUAGUACAUAUUUUUACUAUGACCACUUAGCAGCAAAAUAACCUCCAUACCCCUGUUUUCAUGUAGAAAAAGGAUAUGUUCUUGCUACCCCUGGUAAUGGAGGAAUCAGAUUUUGUCCACCUUCUGAUGAGGGAGAAUAAGAUGAUGUACACUGUCAAACAAUACAGAUGCUGAAAUGAAUUGAGGUUACUUUUUCCUCAACUAGGUUUUCUCGUCCCUUUUUUUUGUUCUUAAUCCAGUUGAUUAUAAUGUAUAUAAAGAGCAGGGCAAAGAAAUUCACUGUUAAACUUCAAUUCAUAAAAGGGCAUUUUUUGAAUCAUGGUCCUUAUGCACCAUUAUCAAUUGGACAGUGAUCAUUCAGUGCAAGCUAAUAAAUUAUUGUAUUCCAUGUAUUA